Siniperca chuatsi (mandarin fish) is the source of this 1339-nucleotide messenger RNA. RefSeq names its product nudix (nucleoside diphosphate linked moiety X)-type motif 18 (gene nudt18). The record is from RefSeq and is a predicted model, not a curated record. Gene Ontology annotation, molecular function: 8-oxo-GDP phosphatase activity; 8-oxo-dGDP phosphatase activity; magnesium ion binding. Lineage: Eukaryota; Metazoa; Chordata; Actinopteri; Centrarchiformes; Sinipercidae. Bases 146 to 1165 code for a protein of 339 amino acids. The transcript has 7 exons.
UUUGAUGAAAGUGCAGAAACUUUCCGCGAGACUGUAGUUCACACUUCCGCCCUCUGACUCGGAUCAUUACUGAAGCUUAUCAGCCAUUAACCUCUGCACGUUCAGCGCCGACGACAGGCUCGUUACGCGGAAAUAACCGCGCAACAUGGAGGUGAAGGAGGAGGAGCAGCGGCGGCAGGUGGAGGAGCAGGUGGAGAGGCUGCUGAGCGGUCAGGGGUCAGAGGUCACCGGGUACGACGUGGGCCUGGAGCAGAGCAAACCGGCAGCUCUGAGGAAGACCGUUACCUACAUCGUCUGCGCCGUCAUCUUCAACGAUGAGGAGGAGGUGCUGAUGGUGCAGGAGGCGAAGCAGGACUGUUACGAGCAGUGGUACCUGCCUGCGGGGCGGGUGGAGGUGGGGGAGAGCCUGGAGGAGGCGCUGAGGAGGGAGGUGAAGGAGGAGGCGGGGUUUGACUGCGAGCCAAUCACCUUACUGCUGAUCCAGGAGCAGGGACCACAGUGGAUCCGCUUCAUCUUCCUCGCCAAAGUCACAGGUGGGAGUAUAAAGAGUCUGUCGGCGGCAGACCGGGAGUCUCUUCAGGCCUCCUGGUGGGACAGACGGUCUGUCCUCCCUCUCAGAGGACGAGACAUCCUCCGUCUCAUCGACUGCGGACUCAAGUACCGUCAGGAUCCCUGGCAUCCUGUCACGUUACCUGUAGACAUGAGCUGCCGUCACGUGGUGCAGAGACUCGUCCUGGUCUUCACCAACGCUCAGGAGCAGGUCUGGGUUCUGCUCAUCAAAGCCCCGGUGCUCCACCUCCCCACAGCGGCGGCGGUGAAGACCCAUGCGGUGACCUGGGCAUCCAACAUGGUGGUGCAGGACGCCAUGCCAUCAGCGUACUACGACCAAAACGUCAGCACGCUGGGCGUCUUCAGCCUGCAGCACAACGGCCGGCAGCACGGGAAGACGGACGGCAUGUGCUUCAACACGCUGGUGGCGCUGGUGCCCGACCGCGUCCAUCGCAACGAGGACGGAGAGAAGGUGGAGUGGACGGGGACGGGGCAGCCUCCACCUGUGGAAAACCCUCGAUACGUCUGGCAUGAAGUCCAGAAACAAACCCUGAGAGAGAAACUGCUGAAAAAGACCAAGAACACCUCCAUCUUACCCAUCCACAGCCUCUACUGACCAAAACACACUAUACAUCGUUCACCUCUGGGACGUUAGAGGACUCUUAUUGUGAAAGGAUCACAUUAACUGUUGGCUUUAAGGGAGGAGCUUUUAUUCUGAAAGAAAAUGUCUAAUUUAUUAGUUGGAUUGUAGAGUUUAAAUGUGAACGGAGCAAUAAAAUACUACUAUUUA